This is a messenger RNA of Anastrepha ludens (Mexican fruit fly), 1881 nucleotides long. RefSeq names its product T-cell activation inhibitor, mitochondrial. Lineage: Eukaryota; Metazoa; Arthropoda; Insecta; Diptera; Tephritidae. The transcript is spliced from 3 exons. Gene Ontology annotation, cellular component: mitochondrion. The record is from RefSeq and is a predicted model, not a curated record. The coding region runs from base 210 to 1706 and encodes 498 amino acids.
UGGAUAUAUUUGUUUACCAGCUGUUAUCUGUUUUGUUUCUAUAUAUUUUUUAGUUUUAGUUAUUUCUAUGCAAAUUCAGAAUUGCAAAAAGAAGUAAGCGUCUAAAUUGUAUUUCAUUGCAUAAAUCAGAACAAAAUUUAUUUGAAGCGAUGGAUAUUUAAUCGAUUUUGGGAUCAACAUCAAUUUUUAGCUAGUAAGACUAGGCAAAUAUGCUGCUCCGUUUUAAUUCAGUUAUUGUUAAAAGUAAACAUCAGCUGCCACCUUUAACUUGGUCAUAUAUUUUAUUGCGGGACAUAAGUACCGAAUUGACAAACGCCUUGCGACCAUUUUACUUUGCGGUGCACCCUGAUUUCUUUGGUCAGCAUCCAAUACAGAGGAAUGUCAAUGAGAACUCUUUGAAGCUUUUAAGUGCGCAUAUGGAAUCUUUAUAUGAGCGGAAGUAUCAAUCAUUGUACGAAACUAAAACAUUACAGUUCUACAUACGAGAUGGAAAUGCCAGUUCGCGAGAUACCUUCAAAUUAAUCAAGGUAACACUGGACCGAAGUACAAACGAUCCAAAGUUGGUAGUACAACGUUUGUUGGAAUUAUGCAACCUUCCUACGGAUUAUGUUAAAUCUAUUAAAUCAAUGCCUGUGACGGCAGCCACGAGUGCAACAGCAACAGCUGCGGGUUUCGCGAAUGCCGCAAGUUCUUUUAAAGUCGGAACCGAUUACAACUACGGAUCUCAGUUCUCGGCCUUCGAAAGUGCUUUUUAUAAUACAAAGAAAGAGCAAAAGAAAACACUGGAUUCUUGGUUAAAAAAGAAUGCACCAUUGGCAAAAUUGCGCACUGCUGAGUUGGAUGACUUAAAAGAGGAGGUAAAAAAGUUGCAACAAGCAGUAACGAAGCGUUUGGAUCUGAGAGAUAUUCGUUAUGACUGCGGUUGGAAUUAUGAACAUUUUCGGGGGUGCCUGAAAUCCUUGGAACGCAUGACAGAUCUGCAUGGUGACGAUAUGGGUGCGCUGAAAAAUCGUAUUCUAGUUUUUGCGCCGUUCACUGGUGUUAGCUUAGAAGGGCACAUUAUGUUAUUUACUGGGGAUGUGCUGACAAGUUGGAUUGAUUUCAUAAAGAACAUUCCAAAACACGACGAGUUUUUAAAAAGAGUCCCCUUCUAUGAGAAUACACUGUCGCAGGUACUGCGCAACAUAAAAAUUGGGCGUAGGAAGUUUAUGCCUAAACAACAAGCGCGCGAAUAUGCGGCACAUUUGAUAAAAGUGACAACGACACUUGGUGAUUACCUUACUGUAAACAAGUUUCCAAAGUCCUGGCCACCCACGCUGGAAAACUAUGAAAUAGUCAUUGAAUCGGAGGCUGGUCCGUUAAUGGUGAAUCCUACAGGUCAGCUAAUAGCACCAGCAACAUGCCCCGGGUUCAUGUUAAUCGAUUUCAUUACCGCCAACUUGGAUAUAGCCAAAGAACGUACAGAAAAAUAUCAAACACAAAAGACAAUAGAGCGGAAAUUAAACGCGCAAUGUAUACAGCAGUUGCGAUUACAGACCUUGACCAAAGAUGACUCCGUAACACCUGACAAAAUGAUAGAAACAAUGAAUAAACUACUAACAUAUAAAGAUAUACGCUUCCGGGAAUUGAAUCUGCACAUAACGAACUAUUACUCUGUACUGACGGAUGGGAUUGUUUGCAUACCCUGGGACUUUGAACCAAGGUAGCAUACGAAUUUUGCGUAAUGAAGAGGUAGAAAAUAUUUAAUAUUUUCUAUAGUGAUUAUUAGCUCUUGCAAAUAGUAUAUAAUACAUCCAUGUUUUUUCAAUAUACAUAUACUUUUUGUAAUUCUAGAAUACGACGACUACGCCCAAAUAAAAACAAAAAUAUUAGUAUAAGUAA